Molecule: messenger RNA, 1700 nt
Organism: Bombus terrestris (buff-tailed bumblebee)
Lineage: Eukaryota; Metazoa; Arthropoda; Insecta; Hymenoptera; Apidae
Gene: betaggt-I
Product: geranylgeranyl transferase type-1 subunit beta
Exons: 3
Coding region: 340-1350 (336 amino acids)
Biological process (GO): protein geranylgeranylation
Cellular component (GO): CAAX-protein geranylgeranyltransferase complex
Molecular function (GO): CAAX-protein geranylgeranyltransferase activity
Source: RefSeq, a predicted model, not a curated record
AACUUACUGCGUGUUUUCUCGUUAUCUCCGUUAUCCGGGGUAGUAUGUAGUUUGUGUAAUUUUCGCGGCUGGUGCGUGUUGCAGUGAACGUCUGGCGUGCGCAAGAAAGGGCUAGUUUGCCGGUGACGCGUGCGUUCAACGAAUUAUUUUUCACGCCCCCUAGUAGUAACUGCAUCUAUCGUUUAGAAUUGAAGCGCUCUCUAGUAGGUUUUACCAUAAUUCUAAUGAAAUCUUUUUUCACUCGCACAACCAAUUUGAAAGUAACACUUACGUUCGAUACGUAAUCGUAUAUAUUUUAAAUAUUAUUUUCUUUUUCAUCAUACAAAUUCGCGAUACAACAUGCCACCGCAGUUAGCAAAGAAAAAGCAUGCUAAAUAUUUCCAGAGGUUAUUGCAAAUCAUGCCCAAUUCAUGUUCAGCAGAAUUUGACUGCUCUAGACUUGCUGUAGCGUUUUUUGCUAUAUCAGGAUUAGACAUAUUGAAUUGCUUGAAUGAUCUUAGCGAACAAACUAAAUUAGAGGCAAUAGACUGGAUCUAUAGGCUUCAAGUAACUGGAGCUGGACCACGCUCUGGCUUUCAGCCUUCGACAACAAUACCAAAGGAUGCUCCAAAAUACCAAUGUGGUCAUUUAGCAAUGACAUAUAUUGGAUUAGUUACCCUCUUAAUUCUUGGAGAUGAUUUAAGUCGAGUCGACAGAGAAUCCAUUAUUGAAGGAAUGAGAGCAUGUCAAAAUCCAGAUGGAUCAUUUACAGCUAUUAUAACAGGAUGUGAAAGUGAUAUGAGGUUCCUUUACUGUGCUUGUUGUAUAUCUAUAAUUUUAAAUGAUUGGUCAGGCAUUGACAAGACAAAAGCAAUUGACUACAUUUUAAAGAGCAUUUCAUAUGAUGGAGCAAUGGGCCAAGGACCUGGUCUUGAAUCACAUGGAGGAUCUACAUUUUGUGCUGUAGCUAGCCUAUUUCUCAUGAACGAACUUCAUAAUGUAUUGACAAAUGAUCAAUUAAAUAGACUAAAAAGAUGGUGUCUUAUGAGGCAAGAUAGUGGUUUUCAUGGACGACCCGGAAAGCCUUCUGAUACUUGUUAUAGUUUUUGGGUGGGAGCAACACUACAAAUGCUUGAUAUUAACAAAUUAUCAGAUCCUGAUGAAAAUAGGGCAUUCCUGCUUGAAACUCAAGAUAAUAUUGUGGGAGGAUUUGGAAAAUUUGCUGACUGUCUCCCAGAUCCUCUUCAUACUUACUUAGGUUUAUGUGGUUUAAGCCUCUUAGGAGAAACUGGUUUAUGCGUAAUGAACGCUGCGCUUAACAUCUCUGAUCGAGCGUAUAAACAUUUAUUAAAAAUUCAUGAAGUAUGGUAAUGCAGUUAACAGUCGUAUAAAGUAUUUCCAACUGUAUAUCAUAUCCAACGCACAGAGCUUAAAGUACGAAGGAAAAGUAACAUUUUUGCAUUUUCAUGGAUCCUAUUUGUACAGUUUCCACAGAUUCUCUGUGCCUAGAAUUGUUAUUCCAAAAGCGUCAAUUAACAAAAAUAUUAUGAUUUUGAGGUAUGUUAUCAGUUAUUCUGUUUCAAUUAAGACACUUGUUGAACAUGUAUCCAAAGCACAUAUUGGAAAUAAGAGGAAAAACAAUAGCAUAAUUUAAAUGCAUCUUAAAAUGUCAUUAAGUAUAUACAAGUUUUAAAAAUUCUAAUAAAAACAACAAAAAAAUA